Cryptomeria japonica (Japanese cedar) is the source of this 4017-nucleotide messenger RNA. RefSeq names its product putative pentatricopeptide repeat-containing protein At3g23330. The transcript has a single exon. Lineage: Eukaryota; Viridiplantae; Streptophyta; Pinopsida; Cupressales; Cupressaceae. Bases 23 to 3358 code for a protein of 1111 amino acids. Gene Ontology annotation, biological process: RNA modification. The record is from RefSeq and is a predicted model, not a curated record. Gene Ontology annotation, molecular function: zinc ion binding; RNA binding; protein binding.
UUUGACUUUAGAGGGUAGAAGAAUGCUAUUUUGUCUUCAAACGCGAAGAUCCACACAAUUGAUUUGUAGAAAAACUACGUUCUUGGUCUUGAAUUGCCCCCUUAUUCUAAGGAUAUGGCUCUGCACAUCAAUGGCCGUAGUGAUGGCACAGUUAAGAGGAUCACCACCCUGGCCAAAUGAAAACCCAUGCCACUUUCAUAAUUCUUGCAGUCAGCUGAGGGAGCUCUUCAAUGAAGGCUCUGGAAAGAGGAAUUCAUUACAUGGGUUCAAGCAUCAAAGACUUCAAGGUAUGCUUUCUCUGUUCUGCACUGUGAAUUGCAAUAAUACCACUCUUGUUAAAACAUGGAAAAAACCAAGACAUGACUACAAGGGAACACUAACACCCGAUAUCAAUAGCACUGCCAUAUACAAAACCUCGCGCAGAGAAUGUAAGGAAAACCCAUCGUUAGAAGCAGAAGGCAUUUCAGAGGUUGCAGAGCAUAGCAGCAUUGGGAUAGAUUCGUCUAGCUAUGUUUAUCUCUUGCAAGAGAUUACUAAGAAGAGGGCCCUUACAGAGGGAAAACAGGUCCAUGCACAUGUUCUCAAGAGUGGACAUACUUGUGAUGGCUGGGUAGGAAAUAAGCUUGUUGUUAUGUACAUUAAAUGUGGAAGUUUAGAAGAUGCACGGCGAGUGUUUGACAAAAUGUCUCAACGAAAUGCUUCCUUGUGGUCUAUUUUGAUUGGAGCAUAUGCUCGUUGUAGGCUCUGGGAGGAUGUCUUUAAGCUUUUGAAUUGGAUGCAAGGUUUAGGGCUGAGGGCGGAUAAUAUAAUUGUUCCCAGUGUUCUCAAGGCAUGUGCUGGUUUAACGGCUCUGGAGAAGGGCAAGGAGGUUCAUGGCUAUAUCAUUAGAAAUGAGUUUGAGUUGGACAUUGUUGUUGAGAAUGCUCUAGUAGACAUGUAUGCAAAAUGCGGAUUUGUGGAAUAUGCCCGCCAGGUCUUUGAUAAAAUGUCUCAGAAAGAUGUGGUUUCGUGGACUGCAAUUAUUGGGGGAUAUGCCCAGAUUGGGGUUAGUGAGGAGGCUUUGAGACUCCAUGGUGAAAUGGAAUUGUCAGGAGUGAAUUCGGAUGUAAUUACUUGGAAUGCAAUGAUGGCUGGAUUUGCUCAAAAUGGGAAGGGCGAUGAAGCCUUGAAACUUUUAAAUCGAAUGCAGUUAUCGGGUUUGAAACCGGACGUGAACUCAUGGAAUGCAAUCGUUACAGGCUGCACCCAAAAUGGGUAUGCUGAGGAAGCACUGGAAGCUUUUUAUCAAAUGCUGUUGGCAGGGGUGAAACCCAACUCGGUAACCAUUUCGGGUGUUGUCUCUGCAUGUGCCGACUUAGGAACUCCGUGGCAGGGUAUUCAAAUUCAUGGGUAUGUGAUUAAAAGUGGAUUUCAGUCCAAUGUUUUUGCUGGAAGUGCUUUAAUUGAUAUGUAUUCGAAAUGCUUGAAUAUAGAUUAUGCACGCAAAGUAUUUGAUCAAGUACCUGAAAAAAAUGCUGUACUGUGGAAUACCAUGAUUUCAGGAUAUGCAUAUAAUGGACAUACUGAUCAAGCAUUGGAACUCUUCCAUGAAAUGAAUUUGACUGGCAUGACGCCUGAUGCGAUCACAUGGAAUGCCAUCAUUACAAGCCAUGCAAAAAAGGGGCAAGGUUAUAAGGCUUUGGAACUCCUUUUUGAAAUGCAUCUAGCAGAUUUAAAGCCAAAUGCCAUUUCAUGGAAUUCUCUGAUUGCAGGUUCUGUGCAAUCUGGGAAUGAUGAGGAGGCGCUGAAACUUUUCCAUCAAAUGCAAUUGGGAAGCGUAACACUUGACUUGGGCUCAUGGAAUGGAGUGAUAACAAGGUGUUCCCAAGAUGGCCACAAUGAAGAGACUGUGAAACAGUUUCGUCAAAUGAAAAUGGCACCCAUAAAACCCAAUCCGGUUACCAUUGCCAGUAUUCUCUCAGUCUGUGCCAGAUUAAUGGCUUUACAACACGGGAAGGAAGUUCAUUGUUAUAUUCUUCGGAAUGGAUUUGAGUCUAAUGUUUUUGUGGGCAGUUCAUUAGUUGAUAUGUAUGCAAAAUGCAAGAGUGUAGAAGCUGCAAGAAAGAUUUUUGACAUGCUGCCUCAGAGAAACGUGGUCUCCUGGAAUGUGAUGAUUGCAGCUUAUGCUCAGAGAAGGCACACUGAUGAUGCCUUAAAACUAUUUCAUCAAAUGGAAGACGCGAGCUUGAAACCUGACUUGGCCACCAUUACCCCUGUUUUACCAGUAUUUAGCAACCUUAUGCUUCUGCAAGAGGGUAAGCAGGUUCAUAGUUACCUUAUCAGGCAUGCAAUGGAUUCUGAUGUAUUUGUAAGGAGUGCCCUGAUAGACAUGUAUGCCAAAUGUGGAAGAAUAGAAGAUUCACGUCGUGUGUUUGACCAAACAUAUGAGAGGGAUGUGGCUGUCUGGAAUGCAAUGAUUGCAGGGUAUGCUACACAUGGGCUUAGUGAGGAUGGCCUCACAAUCUUCCACCAAAUGCAAUGGUCAGGGGUAAAGCCAGAUCAUAUAACCUUUACUACGGUUCUUUCUGCAUGUAGCCGUUCAGGCAUGGUAAGUGAGGGUUGCCAGUAUUUCAAUUCCAUGCCCAAAGAUUAUGGAAUUAAACCAAGUAUAGAGCAUUACACAUGCAUUGCUAAUCUUCUUGGCUUUGCUGGUAAUCUUGAUGAUGCACACAAGUUAAUUAGCAACAUGCCUUUUGAACCUGAUGCUUGUAUAUGGGGAGUUUUGCUUCACGCCUGCAGACUGCAUAGCAAUGUAGAGUUAGGGGAAUAUGCAGCGAAACAACUUUUUGAGUUGGAACCUGAAAAUGUUGGAAAUUAUGUACUAUUAUCAAACAUUUAUGCUGCAGUUGGCAGGUGGGGUGAUGUAGGAAAGAUCAGGGAUAUGAUUAAGGAUAGGGCAGUGAAGAUAAGGUCAGAAUGCAGCUGGAUUAAAGUUAAUAAAAGCGUACAUGCAUUUCUUGUAGGAGACAAUUCUCACCCAGAAUUAGAGAAAAUUUCUGCCAAAUUCGAUGACUUGGCCAUGCAGAUGGAAGAGGAAGGGUUUGUGCCUGAAAUUCACUUGAAGUUUAGCCAGAAUAAUUUUGAUGGAGAGGAUUACAUUUUCUGUGGGCACACAGAGAAACUAGCCGUUGUCUUUGGACUUCUCAACACACCGUCUCAAACACCUAUCCGAGUGAUAAAGAAUCUUCGCAUGUGUGUUGACUGUCAUACAACGGCCAAGAUCAUCUCGAGGAUUACAGAGAAAGAAAUACAUGUAAGGGAUACUUGCCGUUUCCAUUAUUUCAAGGAUGGAGCCUGUUCAUGUAGAGAUUCCUGGUGACAAAAUUUCUAGAAGCUAGUAAGCGUUGGCUUUUGUUAUAACAAGGGUAUAUGCUAUUGCACUUGAGGUGGUAGUCAUGGAUUGGAUAAUGCUGCCCAAACAAGCUUACAUGGUGACUACCACACAAUCACCAGCUUUGUCUCCAGAAUUGAUGGGUGAAAUAUAUAACCAUUUGAAUCAUUCGUUUUAUGGAACGAAUGCUAUUGGCAACAACACUAAGGCAACAAAUAUAAUUCGUUUUAUGGAAUUAGUGGCACUAGGGCAACAAGCAUAAUAAUGUCAUCGAAGAAGCAUAUUAGCAUUAUUCACCCAUACUUUAUCAGACAAAGCCCAUAUAACGGCUCUAUGUUGCAUGCAAGUUACCAUGUUUUAAAACUCUAGCAUGAUUAUCGGAGAACGAGAAGACGACAUAUUGACAAAACAUCAGCCAAAUAUAAAGCUUCUUAUUCGAACACCCCAUUCUUGGUCUUGGUCUUCAUACAAUAUUUUGAAUAUUCCUUACACCUUAUUAUAUUGUCAUGAAUUGCCAUAUUUGACCACAAAACUUGGGGCACCUAGUUUUCUCCUCUUCCUCCAUUCAAAGGUGUUAUAUGACGUGUUAUAAGAAUGGCAGAAUGAUGAGUGUAACACCCCUCUAAUCACACUUUUAAAUGUCAUAA